GGGGGCGGGACCGGAAGCACGCGCUCGCCGCCACUUCCUGCUCGGCGUGUCCCGGCGCGGCCGGCAGGUUUUGGGUGUGUGGAAGAUAAUAUUCCCGUGAUCUCCUGAAGCGGGCUGCCAUACAUGCUGAGCAAGAGGAAGAGCCCUUUGUCAUCCCAGUCGUGUGUGGACCUGAGAGGAACAGGAGGAGCUGCUGUUGACCUGAGCUUCUGGGGAGGAUAGAUCAAAAUACAGCCUAUCUGCUUUCCAGAAUGUUUGUUGGAUAUGAAGACUCCGAGGAUACCGACAUGUAUGAAGAUGAACUUUAUCAUGAGGAGUCAUCCAGUGAGCAGAGUGUUGAUAGUGAGGUGGAAUUUCAUCUCUAUAGCCAGAUCCACUACUCCCAAAAUCUUGGAGAAAUCAGCACACUGGAAAUGGAUGAAGAAGCUGCUGUUGCAGGAGCCACGGGUCACAGCUCAGUUCUAACCGAGGAACAGCCUGAAGACAAGAAAAUCACUGAAUUAGUCGGUGGUGGUGCUCAGCUCUCACAUGAUUCUGAGGUCAUCGUCUUGUCUGAUACACCAGAUGAAGACAGUGUUUACAAAAGCAAAGCAAAGAAGUCAACGAGCUCUUCCCCUCAAGGUAGAACACAUGUCCCCCCUGGAUCUUCCACACCGAACCAUGCCGAAGCUGCCGCCUGCAACACCCUGUCUCCUGGGCCGGGCAUGGACCUUUCCAGGGAAAGGAGAAGCACGGGUGGGAAGCCUGACCCAGGUAGUUCUGCUGGAGCUCACACCCUCCAGGACGUGUUCGUCAUAGAUGAUAGCUCGGAGGAGGACAGCUACAUCUCUGACAGUGAGAACGUGGAGAGCUGGAUGCUUCUGGGAGCUGGAGCAGAUGACACAGAUGAAGACAUAAUGUUGAACCUCGAAGGCUGUGCGACUCCUGUCAGCGAAGGAGAAGUUGAUGUGGACUGGUCCAUCUGUAAUAAAGACUUAGAGGCCCAGAUCUCCAACUACGCCCGUGCGCGGCACAGCAGCCUGCGCUACUACACCCCCGACAAAAACGUCACCUGCCGGAGCUGCGGGAGACGGGGCCACCUCUCCAAGAACUGCCCCUCGCCAAAGAAAGUUCCCCCCUGCAGCCUGUGUGCAGGACGAGGGCACCUACAGAACAGCUGCCCAGCACGGUUCUGCUUGAACUGCUGUUUGCCCGGGCACUACUUCAGGGAAUGCCUGGAGAGAGCCUACUGGAACAAACACUGCCAUCGCUGCGACAUGAAGGGGCAUUACGCUGAUGCUUGCCCAGAAAUAUGGAGGCAGUAUCACCUAACAACGAAGCCAGGGCCCAUCAAGGCGGGCAGUCCUCACCCGGAGCGCUCGGCCUCGGCGUACUGCUACAACUGCUCCCGCAAAGGACACUUCGGAUAUGAGUGCUCGGAGAAGCGGAUGCAGGGGAGCAUGUUCCCUACUUCUCCAUUCAUCUGCUACUACGAUGAUGAGCACGACAUCAAGAAAAGAGCAAACAGGUUGCAACGGAAGGCUGCAGAACUGCAGGAAGCCGGCCUUCUGCCAGAACAGCCAGAGACACAGUGGCAGGAAGAAAAACAUGGGGAGCACAGUCAUAAGAAAAAGAGCAAGCCCUGGAAAGAGCACAGGAAACAUGACAAAGAUGGCAAGUGUCACAAAAAGGUGAAGUUGUCCCGGGCAGAGAAAUGCAGAGGAGAGAAACGCAGAAGUGAUUUUGAAGUCAGCCACAAUUUGGAGGAGGACUUCCCCAGAGGGUGUAAAAGGCAGGCACGCAAGGGCAGCAAAAUCCAACACAAGUCCAUUUUCCAGGCAUUCUCAGGCAGCAAAGCUGCGCAGGGGCCUCUGGAAGGUGCUAAAAGGAAGAAGAAAUGGAAAAAGCAGAGAGACGAUAGUCCUGAUGUCAACGAGAAUUUAUUCCUCAUAAAACAGAGGAGGAAGAAGUCCAAACAGAAAUCCUGGUGAUGAGGAAGGGGAUGGAUGGCACUGGUUAUUGGCUCUGGCUCUGCUUUCUGUUUAUUUUCGUCCUCUUUUUAGCACAUUGAAUCUGAGUCCGUCCCUGGCGCUGGCUGUUUGGGCACCAGCCACAGCCCGACCUCGGUCUCACUCCCAACCAGAGCGCUGUGUCCGUGGAGCAGCCCACGGGUGGGACGCCGGGCUCUCGCUGCACUUCUCAGUGCCCCACAAUAGGUUAUAAUGUUAUUUUCUUUGCUUGAGGGGUGGGGGGGAAGGGGCCAUGCUGGGUUUGGUAAGUUUUGUUUCUUCACCGGUGAGAUGUUGCUCUGCCUUCAGGAGCAGGCUCUGCUGCUGGGGAGCACGAUGCCUUCAGAGCUGACGCUGGAGGGGGAAACUGGGGAUAGAGCUCAGGGAUGUGGGUGUAAAACAUGUUCCCUGUGGCCACUUAAUCCUCUCCAGAGCGCAGCUGGGCAGUUUUUUUCUCCUCCAUCCCUCCUGGAAGGUGCUGUGAAGUUGUUGCCUUGCACUUGGGGCCGUGGCAGUCUCCCGCCUCGUGCUUCGAGGUGGUGGUGGGUCCAUCGAGCCGCCCAGCGUCGGCGAGCUCCACGCCAGCCCCUUCCCCACCCCAGCCAACUUGGCACCGCAGGAGGGAUGGAGCAGAAUUAAAUAUGUCCGUGUUCCCCUGUGGAAUCUGUUUCUGGAGGAAAAGCUGCAGAGUAUGAAAAUGUACUUGAUUCCAGACAUACUGUGCUAAAAUUUAAUAAUUUUUUUAAAGACCGUUAUUUUUGUACACUGGAAUUAAACAAGUGUGUUGUUAAAAGCUUUGUAAGAAUAAAUGCUUCAUCAAAGGAACAACCUAAAUAAAACUUCACAUGGGGGAUAUUAAAACCA
Calidris pugnax (ruff) is the source of this 2852-nucleotide messenger RNA. It is a transcript of the gene ZCCHC7, whose product is annotated as zinc finger, CCHC domain containing 7. The record is from RefSeq and is a predicted model, not a curated record. Lineage: Eukaryota; Metazoa; Chordata; Aves; Charadriiformes; Scolopacidae. Gene Ontology annotation, molecular function: zinc ion binding; nucleic acid binding. The transcript is spliced from 11 exons. The coding region runs from base 252 to 1970 and encodes 572 amino acids.